This is a messenger RNA of Polyodon spathula (Mississippi paddlefish), 2575 nucleotides long. RefSeq names its product synaptotagmin-10-like. Gene Ontology annotation, molecular function: syntaxin binding; phosphatidylserine binding; calcium ion binding. Gene Ontology annotation, biological process: regulation of calcium ion-dependent exocytosis; cellular response to calcium ion; regulation of dopamine secretion. The record is from RefSeq and is a predicted model, not a curated record. NCBI's taxonomy places the organism in Eukaryota, Metazoa, Chordata, Actinopteri, Acipenseriformes, Polyodontidae. Gene Ontology annotation, cellular component: membrane. The coding region runs from base 136 to 1695 and encodes 519 amino acids. The transcript is spliced from 7 exons.
CAAUAUGAGUGUGACUGCGUUGUACAUUUUUUCCAGUCUCUAACACCGCUUGCUUGCUGUAGUGCACAUGGUGCCUUGAUAAAUAGACUUUUUUUUUCACGAAUCCUCCAGCAAGCCAUGGCUUAGGGAAGAGACAUGAGUAUCCAAACAGAGGACAGUAUCAGCCUGUGUAAGAAGGCUCUGCAGAUCGUUUCAGACCUUUGCCUUGGAGGGCAAGUAGAGUCGGAGAAAUGUUUAGGCAUCUUUCCCGUGGAGAGGAGCAAACCAGGUAAAGGUAGCGCAGACAUCUCAGUCAGUCUCCUUGCUGUAGUCGUCAGUUUCUGUGGGCUUGCCCUGUUGGUAGUCUCUCUCUUUGUCUUUUGGAAGCUUUGUUGGCCAUGCUGGAAGAGCAAGGCUCUCACAUCUCAUGCCAAUAACGUCCCCCAGAAUACCCCCAGCCCGACUGCAGAGGUGGUGGAGACUGAUAAAAAAAAGGAGAUAAAGGAAAAUGGGAAGAGCUCUGUGAAGCUUAUGGAGGCUGCCAUGAAGAUCAGCCAGACUUCCCCAGACAUCCCAGCCGAGGUGCAGACAGCUCUGAAGCAGCACCUCAUGAGGCAAACCAGAAUACAGAGGCAGAUCACAGAGCCCACCUCAUCAUCCAGGCAUAAUUCGUUUAGGAGGCAUUUACCUCGACAAAUGCAUGUGUCGAGUGUGGAUUUUAACAUGGACAGCUUUCAGAGGAGAGAGACAACCAUCAGCAUUGGGCGCAUAAAGCCAGAACUUUAUAAACAGAAGUCUGUCGAUUCUGAGGACAACCCAAAUGAGAACAUCAAAACCUGUGGAAAACUGAACUUCACGCUUCAGUAUGACUAUGAAAACGAGAUGCUUGUAGUUAAAAUUAUCAAAGCUUUAGAGCUGCCUGCCAAGGACUUAACAGGGACCUCCGACCCCUAUGUGAAGAUCUAUCUGCUUCCAGACAGAAAAAAGAAGUUUCAGACUCGAGUGCACAGGAAGACUCUUGAUCCCAUCUUUGAUGAGACCUUUCAGUUUCCUGUGGUGCAUGAUCAGUUAAGCAACAGGAAGCUUCACUUCAGUGUAUAUGACUUUGACAGGUUCUCCAGUCACAACAUGAUUGGAGAAGUUGUUGUGGACAAUCUGUUUGAGGUGUCUGAUCUCUCCAAGGAAACGGCUGUUUGGAAGGACAUUCAUUGUGCCACCGCAGAAAGCGUUGAUUUGGGGGAAAUCAUGUAUUCUUUGUGCUACCUACCAACUGCUGGGAGAAUGACACUGACUGUCAUUAAAUGCAGAAAUCUCAAGGCAAUGGACAUUACAGGCUCCUCAGAUCCUUAUGUUAAAGUGUCCCUUUUGUGCGAUGGCCGAAGGUUAAAAAAACGGAAAACCACCACCAAGAAGAGCACAUUGAACCCAGUUUACAAUGAGGCAAUCAUCUUCGACAUCCCCCCGGAGAAUGUGGAGCAGGUCAGCAUAGCCAUCAUGGUGAUGGACUAUGAUCGCGUUGGUCACAAUGAGGUGAUUGGGGUGUGCAGAGCUGGGCCUGAAGCCGCAGGUCUUGGGCGCGACCACUGGAAUGAAAUGCUGGCCUAUCCUCGCAAGCCAAUAACCCACUGGCAUGCACUGGUAGAGUGGCCUGGACAAACAACUAGUUUUGACAGUCAAGGGUCCUGUCCGUCACCAAAACCACCCCUGACACCGUAGAAGGAGUUUAAUGAAGUAGACUCUGCUCUUAGAAGAGUGUCACAAGCUACUGUACAUCUGGGGAUCAAACAACUGAUUAUUAUUAUUAUUAUUUAUUAUUAUUAUUAUUAUAUGGAGUGCAAUAGGUUAUGGAGGCUUGCUAAUGUGGGAACAUGAACCUUUGAAACGUCACAAACAAUCCUGAUUAUUGUCAAUAUGAUCUGUUAAAUUACAAUUGCUGUCUUUUAAAUGCUUUAUUAUUAGGUUUUGUUCUUCUGCAUCAAUAGUGGACAUGAUCUGUCAUUUGACUUAGAUCCCCAAGAAUGGACUUUAAUACAUUACAAAACUAGAAAUCAACUACAAAUCAUAUCAGAAUCAUAUCUUUAAAUGUUUUGUAUUGUAAAUACAAUGCAAGCUAGUUGAGGUGUAAAAUAUAGUAUUUAUCAAAUGUAAAGGCUUUAUACUUGAAUAUAUAUAAAGCUAUUAUAUUGUGCAGCUCUCCCUAUUGAGUUCUUAUUGAAUUAUCACUGCUUGAUCAUAAGCCUGACAGAACAUUGGAAACUGAACCGGAUCGUUAACAGAACAAAAUAUUCAAAGUGUAAGCGCAUAGAGAAACAUGGGUAAAACAGUUUUAAAUGCAGUUUUAAUGUUCUUAUUAAUGUGCUUUAAAAUUGUGUUUAUUUUUCCUGCCUUUCUGCCCUUUGUUUUAAAUAUCAUUGAAUAAAGAUAAGGACACAAUGUCUAUGUUUACAAUUGCUUUUAGCAAACUAGAACGGUACAUUAUCUUCCCAUAAUUUACUAUUUAUUCAUUAACAAGAAUAAUUAUUCAUGUAACUGCAAAAAAAAAACAGGUCUCAUUCAAAAGCCUUGACUUGUCUUAAAGGCACAGGUACACAUUUAA